UAUAAGAUUAACGCACGGAGUUCCUCGAAGAUUUCGAAAGAAAAUUUUAGCACAAAAUACGAGUGUAAGUGUUUUUAUUGGAGAGUGGAGAAUAUGGUUCUGUUGGGAGUAAAAAAUAUUUUGUUUCGCAUUGGGGUGUGGUUGACUAUCGUCAAUGGAAUUUUAUGUCAGUACAGAUCACAGUUCAAUCCCUCGAUUAUACAUGAUGCACGAUUGGAACCAAAAGUCGAUGGAACAUUUGGAUUUGCCUACAGAACAGAAGACGGUAUAUCUCACGCGGCUCAAGGAGAUCCCACUGGAUUUAUCCAAGGCAGUUACUCCUACAAAGAUCCAACUGGACUUAAAGUAAAUUUUAAUUAUUUUGCGGGGUCCAGAAAUGCUCCUUCUAACCCGGCUCCAAGAUAUCCAGAACCCAGUUAUAAUCAAGUACAAGAACAACCAGCGUAUGAUGACAGGCAAAUUGAAGAUGAUCGUCCAGUCGAACCAUACGUCCCAAGAACUAGACCUCCAUCUACUUAUUACAAUAAACCACAGAGUAAUUACCCAAGAUACACCAGCACCUCUAGAGAUAAUGAAGUUUACGAAGGUCAAGAACAAUACAGAGGAUAAUAUAUUUUUAAUAAUUUCAUAUUUGUUAAGUAUAAGUGCCAUUGUAAGUAACACUAAAAAUAGUUUUUACUGAAUAAAGAGAUGAAAUAGUUUUCUUUAAA
Sitophilus oryzae (rice weevil) is the source of this 710-nucleotide messenger RNA. RefSeq lists its product as uncharacterized. The transcript has 4 exons. NCBI's taxonomy places the organism in Eukaryota, Metazoa, Arthropoda, Insecta, Coleoptera, Curculionidae. The record is from RefSeq and is a predicted model, not a curated record. Bases 94 to 609 code for a protein of 171 amino acids.